Linum tenue is the source of this 342-nucleotide messenger RNA. The record is from the annotation of a GenBank genome assembly. NCBI's taxonomy places the organism in Eukaryota, Viridiplantae, Streptophyta, Magnoliopsida, Malpighiales, Linaceae.
GUAAACAGCCACAGGUUUCCAACUUUGUCUCGGAUGGCAAGGGAUGUAUUGGCUAUCCCUAUUUCUACAGUUUCGUCUGAAGCGGCUUUUAGCACUGGAGGGAGAGUACUGAAUGAUUUUAGGAGUUCUUUGACUCCUAAGAUUGUGGAGGCCCUUAUUUGUACUCAUGAUUGGCUCCGCGCAGACUCUAGUCCAUGUGUAGUUGAAGAAGAUUCAGAGGAGAUCGACAAUAUUGAUGAAGAGUUGAGCAUGGUGUUGAAGGCUAUUAACAUCUCUGAUGUUCCACUUCCUUUUACCAAUACCCCUCGUACGAGUCCUAUUAUACAGGCAAACGCAAACACG